Molecule: messenger RNA, 1429 nt
Organism: Egretta garzetta (little egret)
Lineage: Eukaryota; Metazoa; Chordata; Aves; Pelecaniformes; Ardeidae
Gene: NDUFS2
Product: NADH:ubiquinone oxidoreductase core subunit S2
Exons: 9
Biological process (GO): mitochondrial electron transport, NADH to ubiquinone
Molecular function (GO): NADH dehydrogenase (ubiquinone) activity; quinone binding; NAD binding
Source: RefSeq, a predicted model, not a curated record
GCAGACAAGGACCCUCUGGCUCACAAAAAGGUCUCGAGUUUGACCAUAAACUUUGGGCCCCAGCACCCGGCAGCCCAUGGGGUCCUGCGGCUGGUGAUGGAGCUGAGCGGGGAGACGGUGAAGAAGUGCGACCCCCACGUUGGCCUCCUGCACCGAGGCACCGAGAAGCUCAUCGAGUACAAGACGUACCUCCAGGCGCUGCCCUAUUUUGACCGUCUGGACUAUGUCUCAAUGAUGUGCAACGAGCAGGCCUAUUCCCUGGCGGUGGAGAAGCUGCUCAACAUCCGCCCACCCCUGAGGGCUCAGUGGAUCCGAGUCCUCUUUGCGGAGAUAACCCGGCUGCUCAACCACAUCAUGGCCGUGACCACGCAUGCGCUGGACAUUGGGGCCAUGACCCCCUUCUUCUGGAUGUUUGAGGAGAGGGAGAAGAUGUUUGAGUUCUACGAGCGGGUCUCGGGAGCACGGGUGCACGCUGCCUUCUGACCUCCCUCUCCUCCUGCGCAGGACCUGCCCCUGGGGCUGAUGGACGACAUCUAUGAGUUUGUGAAGAAUUUCUCCAUGCGGAUAGACGAGGUGGAGGAGAUGCUCACAAACAACCGCAUCUGGAAGAACCGCACGGUCGACAUCGGGGUGAUAACAGCGGAGGAGGCUCUCAACUACGGGUUCAGGUGGGUCUGGUGGCUCCCCGGGACACUUACGGGGGGGCCCUCAGCCUCCUGCCGCCACCCAGGAUCAGGGUUGGGUCCAGAGAGCUCAGCCCUGACCCCAGGAGUCCCCAGCGCUGGUUGGAGCUCUCCUGGGGACUCCCUGCGGCUGCCCACCACGCGGGGCGCGGGUCCUGAACGGCGUGGGGGGUCCCACAGGUACCUGUGCCGCGUGGAGGAGAUGCGGCAGUCCCUCCGGAUCAUCCUCCAGUGCCUCAACAAGAUGCCUGAGGGGGAGAUCAAAGUAGACGAUGCCAAAAUCUCCCCUCCGAAGCGAGCAGAGAUGAAGACCUCCAUGGAGUCCCUGAUCCAUCACUUCAAGCUCUACACAGAGGGCUACCAGGUGCCCCCCGGAGCCACCUACACAGCCAUCGAGGCCCCCAAGGGCGAGUUUGGCGUCUACCUUGUCUCGGACGGCAGCAGCCGCCCCUACCGCUGCAAAAUCAAGGCACCGGGAUUCGCUCACCUGGUAGGAGAGGCUGAGGUGGCCGGCGGCAUCGCUGUGCUGGGGCCCGUGGCCCCGGGGGGUUUGGGCUGGAGGGGACAAGCGCAGCUCGGGACAAGUGUCCCUUCUCUCUCCUCCUGCUGGGCUGGCUCCAACGCGGCCCCAGCAGCGUGGGCUGGGGCAGGGGUCUGUGGGACACCGCCUGCCUGUCCCCGGGGGGCACUCUGGGCUCACCUCGUGCCUCUGACGCCAGACCCGGUUUCCUUUCUGUGGUGGUAAC